Molecule: messenger RNA, 1629 nt
Organism: Pyricularia grisea
Lineage: Eukaryota; Fungi; Ascomycota; Sordariomycetes; Magnaporthales; Pyriculariaceae
Exons: 1
Coding region: 1-1629 (542 amino acids)
Source: RefSeq, a predicted model, not a curated record
AUGCAACUCCCCAGUCAUUGUCUCGCCUCCCUGGCCUUCGCGGCCCUGGCCUACGCGGCACCUUCUGCAACAGAGACAAAGGCCUGCACAGAAUCCGCCUUUGGAGGUGCUCUUCCCCAAGAGGCAUCCAUUGUGAGCGUUGAUGCUGUCCCUGCAGGUGGACAGUAUGGAGAGGGCUCCCGGAACCCAGCUUACCCCAAAAUACCGACGGAUCUACCCGAGCUGUGUGCCGUGGUUGUAAACGUCACUAGCUCACCCAUCUCGUCUUACCGGUUUGGCCUUCUCCUGCCGACCGCCGAUGCCUGGAACAAGGGGUUCUUGGCGGUUGGUAACGGCGGCUUCGCAGGCGGUAUCAACUGGAUAGACGCUGCCGUAGGUCCUCGUUACGGAUUUGUGGGAGUGUCUACUGACACGGGCCAUAACUCGACAUCCGGCGACAUCACUUGGGCAACAAACGACGAGACAAAGCAAGACUGGGGUCAUCGAGCUAUCCACGGUGCUGCAACGCUCGGCAAAAAGAUGGCAGAGGCCUACUACGGCGCGCCAGUUGAUCACAGUUACUACUCGGGCUGUUCUACAGGUGGCAGACAGGGGCUCAAGGAGGCCCAGUUGCACCCCGAGACUUUCGAUGCUCUUCUCAUCGGAGCUCCUGCGUGGUGGACAAGUCACUUGCAGACUUGGACCCUUAGGGUCGGGGCCCUCAACCAGCCGGCCAAUGCGUCGCACCACAUUCCUGUUCAGCAGUUUUCCUUGAUUGCCCAAGAAACGCUGCGGCAAUGUGAUGGAGCUGACGGCGUCAACGAUGGCAUCAUUAGCCAGCCGGAGAAGUGCAAGUUGGACCUGGACACCCUACUAUGCACAUCAGACAAGGCCAACUCUACCUGCCUCACCAGUGCGCAGAUCGAGACUGCGAACAAAGUCCACGCAGAUUAUAUUGCGGAAGGACGCUUCGCAUUCCCGGGGCUGUCCAUUUCGGCCGAGACCCUUUGGGGUUUUCUCCUGGGCGCCUCUGAGCCUAGUUCGUAUGGUACCCAGUAUGUACAGUACAUGCUACUCAACGACCCGACAUGGAGAUGGCAAGACUACACCGACGACAUCGUCUGGAGAGCGGAUCGUGAAAACCCUGGCAACGCUUCCGCUACUGGCUAUGACAUGUCUGCUUUCCGCGACAGGGGCGGCAAGAUCAUCAUGUACCAUGGAAUCGCCGACGGCCUGAUCCCUACUGGGAGCUCACACUACUUUUAUCGACAGGUAGCUGAUGCCACCGGGGGUCUUUCGUCCCUGCGUGGUUGGUUCCGGUACUAUGAUGUGCCCGGCAUGGGACACUGCAGCGGCAGCAGCUACAAUGCUCCGGCCUACUUUGCGGGCGCGAACCAGGCUGAAGAUCUCGGUACCUCUGACUACUCGGUGCCCGGCUUUUCGGACGCCAAGCACGACGUGCUACUAGCUCUCACCCAGUGGGCCGAGAAGGGAGAGACCCCUGAAUCCAUCAUCGCCACGGCGUGGAAGAAUCAGACCAACCCUGCCUCUGGCGUCUUGAAGCAGAGGCCGCUAUGCCCAUUCCCCGAGGUUGCAAAAUACGAUGGAAAGGGGGAUGUAAACGCUGCGGAGAGCUGGACCUGCCAGUAA